GGAGGGGGAACAGUAUCAUGACAAGGUAAGGUUGUAGCCGCCCCCUACCCUGUGCAGGUAGAACUACCCACGAGGCUGUGUUUACAACCACCACACCCUCUCCUCCGUCCAAUCGAGUUCCACGGGUCUGCACGUGCUGCACAGACUGGGAGGACGUGCACUUUGACGUCACUGUGAUGACGUUGUUUGAGCGGUGGGCGUGGCUGACAAUCCACUGUUGUGUGUGUGGCAAGAUGGUCUCCGCUCUCUGUUCUUUCUGUACUUCCUUGCCCCUUGGUUUACCUGCAGGAGACCUACCAUGACUAGCCCCAACAAAACAUCUUCAAAUACUAUCCGAUGCCCUUCGUGCGAGGAAUACAAAAGAACGACCAAACAAUCAAAGGAUCGAUUCUACAACUGUCCAGCAACAGCGGUCGUACUCCCCUUUAGCGGUCACCCUGCCAUACGACGGAACAAAAGCUGUGUCAUUUGGACCGGUCUGCACAGCUUCCGUAACGAUCCAUUCGGCGUUCGCAACAUCGGAACAAGGAUGACGGAAGAAAUUCCUCUCAUCCCCAAAGUGAACGCGCUGGAAGUGCGAACGGGAAAUAUCGUCAACUGGAACAGGCUGAAACGCAAGCCAAACAUCAACCCGACUGAAGAGCUUUCAGAGUGCAUUACAGCUACUGUGCAGAAGUUUCUGGCAGCUAGUGAUAAAACAGAACUGCAGUACGUCACACACAUUGACUGCCUUGACAAUGAUUUGCACGAGCCUUUGCAAGAAGAAGAACGUGGUGAGCUAAAAGUAACCAUUAAGGUUUUCCUCUGCUCCAAGCUGCCACCACAAGUCAUCCAUGAAUCUGUUGAGAAAGUGAUGGAAGACCUAAAGGUGUCUUUCGUGGAGACAGUGCUGUUGUCAAUCAGCAUGUUUAAUACAGAAGAAGAGAUAACUGUAGAGCAGCUGAAGCCUUACUGGAAGGUCCUUGAAAAGAUGGUGCAGGAGGAGAAGGUGCUGUCCAUUGGCGUAUCAGAUCUGGACAAGACAAAGCUUGCUGAGCUAUAUGAGUGGGCCAAGGUAAAGCCAAGCACAGACCAGGUGAACUUGGCUUCUUGCUGUGUUAUGCCAAAGGAGUUGACAGAAUAUGCAAAACUUGUUGAUGUACAGCUUCUGACUCAUAAUGAUCCAACAGAGUUGCUACCAGCAAGCAAGCUUCAGGAAGCGAUACGAAUGUGCAGCACAGAGCCAGACAGUGUAGGCUGGGUUGGCCAGUGGGUGGCUCGAUACUCAGUGCUGGUCAAAUGUCGUGGCAUCAUCAAGAGCAAAGGCUACGUCCUUUCUGCCUCUAGAGAUCUCCACCAGCGAGCAUGAAAUCAGUCUUUCACAGUCUCCUUUAGAUUAAAAGAUUUCCAACAAGCUUAAUUAUUAGUUUUAGAUGCCACGGACCUUUUUAAAGCAAAUUAUGUGCAUUAGCUUCAUUUCUGGCAGUUUUAUAGAUUAAUAGUGCAAUAAGAAACAUGCAUAAAAAGUGCCAGCAGAUAGUGCCAAAAACAAAAGAAAGGUAAAACCUGGCACUGCAGUCAUAUUCUUUGUUUCAAGGAAAAGUUCUGCUCUGUCAGUCCUUGGCCGAUAUAGAUAUCCAGCCAUCUUUCUGGAGCAGUUGAUAAGGAAAUCUCAGUUAAUGAUAUUUUGCUUUUGAAGCUUCAGAUAAAAAAUUUUGACCAGUUUUAAAUCACGGAUAACAAGAUUAAAUGAAAAAUGUGGCAGAUUUCUGGUUUAGGGGCCAAGUUUGGACUAUCAUGUCACUUGAUGAUCAUGGAGAAUAUGAAACAGGUCAUGCAUUCCAGUGUGUGUUUGUGUGUAUGUGUAUGCGAGGGGGUGUAUGCAUGAUAUAUGGUGUUGAAGAUUCAGAAUAUAUACCUAACACUUUGCCAGUGGUUGAUUAAUAUUAAUUUGCUAAAUUAUAUAAAUUCACUAUUAUUAUUAUUAAUUACUAUUUAAGAAAGAUUUUUGAUCCUAUCUAUAUCCCCUGAAUCUGAUAUGUCUGUAUUCCUAGUUUGAGAAUUUCCCAUUUUGUAACAUUUAGAACAUUUGUUACUUUCCUGUAAAAAGGUAUUCUAUCUUAAAAUUUUUGUGAAAAGAUUUGAGCAUCUUUUUCAUGUUGCACUUUUAUCUUUUUUUUAUUAUGAGAUACUUUCUGUAUAAUUCAGCUGGUGGCAUUUAAUUAAUGUCUUAUCAUUUUCCUUCACCAGAGUGGAAAAUGAGUCUGGCACCAUACUACAAUAGAGCUUUAUUUCAGUUCACGCCUUUAUCAAUAAAGAUGUAGCUUACUUACGUGCACUAAAAAUUAUCUUCAAUUAGAAAUGGACAUCCAGGAAAGAUAGUGUUGCUGUUUCUUUGUUCAGCACAUUGACAUGAUGUUCACAUCCAGUUUGUCAUAUUUUGCAUUGUUCUUUAUAAAUACUUUGUGGGGUGACGGUGUGACCAGAACUUUACUAAACACACCGUGGUUUAGUUUUAUUUUGUAUUGCACACCCUUAAAUGAAAACAACUCAAAAUAAGAUGGUAGUCUUAAAAGGUCCUGGCCAUUUAAAGCUAACAUUUCUAUAGUGGAGUUAAAAAGUUGAUCUCAGUGGGGAAUGUUUAAGAAAAAGGGCAUAGCACUGCAAUGAAGUUUAGUAGAUAAACUGAACAUGUUCUGCUUGCAUCUUAUCUCAGUAUGCAUCUUCCCUUUUAAAAGUAAAAUUUAUAGUGCAUUAUUUUCAUGUUUUAUCUUCAUCCAGGCAUCUCUGUCAAAUUUGUAUUUUACAUCUGCUAGGAAUACUUCAGAUGAUAAACAGUCUUCUCCUCUUAACUCCUCUCAAGUGCCAAAUCUUGUGCAAGAGGAGUGUUAAAUGGGCAUAUAUCUGAACUUUGUGUAAAAGUCUCUAGCUAGUCGUCUGUGCUUCUAACUAGAUUUUAGUCCUUUAGUGACUUAAGAAGUAUAAAAAGAAAUACUUCUGUCUGUGAAGAAACAGGGAGAUCUUCAUAACUGUUUUGUUUAUGUCUAGAUUUUAGAUCUGUACAUCAGCACUGUUGAUUUCAGGUUCCUGUUUUCUGCAAUUACUCCACUAGACUGUUUUAGUAGGCUUCAUGCACAGUAGAGGCAGAUCUGAUAUGGCUGGCAUUAUGCAUCUUGCAGGAAGCUUAGCUUACAUUGACCAUUAGUGCUAUGCUCUAACAAAGGUAGUGCAGAUGUAACAAUAUUUCUGUCAGCAAAAGUUAGGCCACUAUGCCAAAGAUUGUGAAUUGAGUUUCCAUACAAACACCAUAAAAGCUUUCAGAUGCUUAUUACUUUAUUGACAUUGAAAAUUUCAUGCAAUGGGAAGGGUGCAGACCACAUCUAUGCUAAUGGCAUUCACCUUCUCAACAUGAGUAGCUACACUACCGGGGCAUGCUGUGAACUCUGCUUUUACGACCAACUUACAUUAUUAUUAUAUCUGUGUAUAUUUACUUUUUGUAGAGCGCUUUGAGCCUGCCUUUGAUGGCGGGGUAAAGCGCUACUUAAAUUUAUCAUAUUUUUAUUAUUACCUUUGAAUUUAGUAGGUAAAACUGAACUACUGUAGCUUAUGAAUUAUAACAAUGUGCAAGAUAGUGUUGUGGAAUGCUGCUUUCAGCUAGAAAAUAAUGACAGUAACCAUCUUACAGAGAAAGCUAUAAAGUUGAAAUAUCAAAGAGAACUUGAUUUAUUUUUUAUCAGUUUUUAUGUAGACUUUUUCCCCGUAUUGUACAAUGUUUUGAAUGCUUUUAGUGGCAGUUUGUAGUAAUCCAGUCUCAAGGUCUCCGCAUCUGAUUUUUUUUUUCUUACAAGAUCUUGUCUGUAUGUGAUAAAUGCAUGUGCCUUGAAUUUAUUAAUUUGUCUGUUCAGUUCUGGCAUUUUGUUAAAGAAGUAUUGUUGCAUAUAUUGAGAGUAGAAGUACCUGCUUGUGGCUACUUAACCUUUGGAUUCCCAUAGUUUUCUGCUUGUAUUGUGAGAAGAAAUUGGAUUUUUAUGUGUAGCAAAUUCCAAUAACAGGUACAGUAGUGGCAAGAUAAUAUCAUUUUAAGUACAAAUAUUCUACUUAUCAGAAAAACAAAAAUUAUAGAAGAAGAAAGUGAUUUAAUUAUGUGUUACAGACUAGGGCAGGAGUUUUAUUCCUUGAGUGAGCACUGAGGGUUGGUAGGCAGUACUCCUUUACAUCCCAGAAAAAAUGUGUAAACCAGACAUUUUUCUUCUUUAUUUCAUUGAAAUUUCUGGUGAUGUUGCAUACUUGCUUAGUUACAAGUGUGGAAAGAAAUAUAGUCUUUAAAAUUUAUAGUAAAAGUAAAGACAAAAAGAAAC
Pomacea canaliculata is the source of this 4337-nucleotide messenger RNA. Its product is annotated as glutamate--cysteine ligase regulatory subunit-like. Gene Ontology annotation, molecular function: glutamate-cysteine ligase catalytic subunit binding; enzyme regulator activity. NCBI's taxonomy places the organism in Eukaryota, Metazoa, Mollusca, Gastropoda, Architaenioglossa, Ampullariidae. Gene Ontology annotation, cellular component: glutamate-cysteine ligase complex. Gene Ontology annotation, biological process: glutathione biosynthetic process. The transcript is spliced from 8 exons. The record is from RefSeq and is a predicted model, not a curated record. Bases 299 to 1348 code for a protein of 349 amino acids.